AUGAAUGUUUGCGAACCGUAUACAUCACCAAUUCUAUACUUGUAGGUUCAAAGUUUUAACAAUUCAUUGGAAAAUACCUCUAAAUUAUUAAUUAAAAAACUUGAUACCUACUAUUUAGAUCUCAAAAAUCAACUUAAAAACUUUGUAAAUUCAAAAAUUCCUAUCAAUCAUCUUUUAGAUUCUAUUAGUAUCUAUACAGAUUUCUAAUCAUAUAAAUAUAAUAUAUCGUACUCAAUUACUUUAUUUAGAUAAAUUAAUGAAUAAUUCGCUUUGCAGUAGAUUUAGUUCAAUCUAUUUCAUUUUAAUUUUCAACUCAAUUCAAGGGUGUCAAUAUUACAAUCUCAGGAUAAAACUUAAUUGCUGAAUAGAAGACUUCUGAAUAUAAUGGAUAGAGAUUUACUAUUUUUGAACCAUCUAUUCUUAAUAAUGGAGUCUACAAAUUUGCUUUAAAAGUAAUCAAAUAUGUUGGUUGGAUUGGAAUUGGUGUUUGUCAUAGAGAAGUCAUUGUUAAUUUCAAUUAUAAAUUCAAUUAUACUAAUAUUGGAUAUGGGUAUUUUUAUUUAAUUCUUAUAUUUGAUCCUAUCUCAAAUCCAAUAACGCAUAUUUUUGGUCGCUUUUGUAGAAGGAUUUGAAUUCUGCCCAUAAAUCAUUCCAUUUUGGAGUUGGAGAUAUCAUCAUAAUCGAAGUUGAUAAACCAAAAAAGAAAAUCGCUUGGUUAAAGAAGAAAACUCAUUUUAAAUUUGUAAUUUAUUAUACUAAUAUUUUAGAUCAUGAAUAAAGAUACUAAUUAAGAUUUUUACCCAUGUGCUAAUUUAUGUAGUCCAGGUGAUACUGUAGAAAUUAUAAACAAGAUUGAACCUUGA
This is a messenger RNA of Paramecium sonneborni, 863 nucleotides long. The record is from the annotation of a GenBank genome assembly. NCBI's taxonomy places the organism in Eukaryota, Ciliophora, Oligohymenophorea, Peniculida, Parameciidae.